AUGUUCUGUAAAAUUAUAUGCAUUAGGCAAUAUCAUUUAUUUAUAAACAGUGCCUGCACUUCUGCUUCUCUGGAGCCUUCUUAUGUCUUGCGUGCAAUUGGAGCAGAUGAAGAUCUUGCACAUUCUUCUAUUAGAUUUGGUAUUGGUAGAUUUACCACAGAAGAAGAAAUAGAAUACACUGUGAAGAAAUGUGUUUAUCAUAUAAAACGACUGAGAGAAAUGAGUCCUCUCUGGGAAAUGGUUCAGGAAGGAGUUGAUUUAAAAACAAUUCAAUGGACCCAACACUAAUUGUAACAAAGAUCCAAUUGGAAAUGUUAAUUCUAAAUUAAAUAUUAACGUUGGAAGAUAGAUUUACAUUUAUAUUUAAAAUAAUCA
Centruroides sculpturatus (bark scorpion) is the source of this 375-nucleotide messenger RNA. Its product is annotated as cysteine desulfurase, mitochondrial-like. The transcript has 5 exons. The record is from RefSeq and is a predicted model, not a curated record. Gene Ontology annotation, molecular function: cysteine desulfurase activity. Gene Ontology annotation, cellular component: cytosol; nucleus; mitochondrion. Gene Ontology annotation, biological process: iron-sulfur cluster assembly. Lineage: Eukaryota; Metazoa; Arthropoda; Arachnida; Scorpiones; Buthidae. Bases 1 to 288 code for a protein of 95 amino acids.